Messenger RNA from Bactrocera dorsalis (oriental fruit fly), 726 nucleotides. RefSeq lists its product as uncharacterized. The transcript is spliced from 2 exons. The record is from RefSeq and is a predicted model, not a curated record. Bases 395 to 643 code for a protein of 82 amino acids. Lineage: Eukaryota; Metazoa; Arthropoda; Insecta; Diptera; Tephritidae.
CAAAGACAAAGCGGCGCAACAUUUGGAAAUAAUAUAAAGACUUACAAGACAUUCUAAUAACGUAACUUGAGAACUAUGUCUACGCACAGUCGGCAAACAUGCUCACGCGCAAGUGGAGUAAAAUAUGAUAUUUUUUAAUGAUGUUGCAACUUUUGACCAAAAACUGUCAGCGGCUGAACUUCAAAAACCCACGUACAGUUAUAGAAUUACAAAUUAUUCAAUUGCGACCAACACUAAACAAGGAAGACACAAAAGUGCAGCAAACACCUAAGACGGAGGCUCAAACAUUUGAAAUUAGUAUAUAAACACCGGCUGACAGCUUAACGAACAACAUUAACUCAACGAGUGUGCAUCUUUAUACUUACAGUUCUUAACUUGCAAACAAAUAAUCACAAUGUUUAAGUUGCUCGUAUUGUUUUCCUUCUUCGCAAUGGCUUUCGCCCGUCCCGGAUUUCUGCACUCGGCACCACUCCUAACCACUUACCAGGAGGAGCCACGCUUGGCCGCACUGCCUGCACUGUCUGCACUGCCCGCAGUGUCUGCACUGCCUGCUUCGGUACAUAUUGUCGAGCCAUUGAUCACCACCCAACAAAUUGUAACCCCUUUGCUUCAUGGCACUGUACUUAAUCGUGGCUUGCACUAAUUUCAGAGGAGGAAGUGAAAGGCCCGCAGCCGCAAGCAAUAUAAUAUAUGAGAAGAAUUAAAAUUUCUGAUUAAUAAAGUGCU